CAGGACAGUCAAGUUUUUCUACGUUUGCAAUUUAUUAUUAGCGUUUUCGUUUCUAAUCCAAUUUGGACUCAAACAUCACUUUUAGCAAGUUUCAGUUCUCUUGAGCUUCUAUGAUAACGCUCGGAAAUUACGCACCGUGGAGCUAGCCAAAUCUCCAGCUGGAUCAUGUGUUUUGUAAAGAUUUGAGAAUAUCAGUCUGAUAUUGUGGCUCUGUGUGUCUCGUGAGAGAGGUCGCUGAGCCGCACAGCGGGCAGAGGGGGACAGAGGCAGAGGAGACAGCCUGAAAAAGGAAGCACGACUCGCUUAUCGCGUCAUUCUGGGUUUAGGCGUUGAGCAGGAAACAGCCUUUCCUCUUGGAUUGUCGCAGUAGGAACAAACACAGAAUUUUGUCUUCCCUCAAUGCACCCCUCGGCACAGAACACGCGGAAGCCGGUCAGAAGGAAGAAUGCCUCCUUCGAUGGAGAUCGCUGUCCUGCUCCUCGGCGUCCUGGCUCUGGAGACGCGCCGGAGCGCGAGCGCGCUGCUCAUCCAACAGGCAUUCCCGUCUCCAAACCACACCAAUAACUUUGUGGUGGAUCCGGUGUCCGGGAAGGUCUACCUGGCCACCGUUAACAGCGUUUACCAGCUGAACGGGACCUUGAGCUUGGAGGUGGAGGAGAGGACGGGGCCGGUGGAGGACAACCUGUUGUGCCACGCGCCACAGCUGCCCCAAGCUCCGUGCGAGCAUCCCAAAGCCCUCACCGACAACCACAACAAGCUGCUCAAGCUGGACCGCGAGCAAGGGGUCGUGGUUGUGUGUGGGUCCGUGUACCAGGGCUUCUGCGAGCUGCGGAAAAUGGGGAAUAUUUCCGAGAUAGCAGUGGAGUUCCCACCUCAGGGCGGGAAGACUGUUUUCCCCAGCAUGCUCAACAUCGCUGCCAAUCACCCGAACGCGUCCACCGUGGGGCUCAUCUUCAAGAGCCACGGGGGAAACACCCGGCUUUUGGUCGGGGCAACAUACACAGGGGCUGGAACCCAGUUUUUCCCCAAGAACCACAGCAAGGAGGACUUGCGUUUUGAAAACACACCAGAGAUCGCAAUCCGCUCCUUGAAUAUCAAGGACCUGUCCAGACUUUUCACAUAUGACAUUAACCCUUCAGAGGAUAACGUGUUUAAAAUAAAGCAAGAAGUUAAAACCAAAAACAAACUCAACUUUGUCCACGCCUUCAUCCAGAAGACUUAUUCCUAUAUCGCUUUUAACAAUGAUGCAAAAAUGGGCCACAAAGAGAGCCAGCCCAACAGCAUCCUUGCCAGAAUAUGUCUGGAUACGGAGAAUCUCCGAAAAUCCUCCGGACCGGAGAGCAGAAAGCUCACCGAGUCCUACAUUCAGAUGCCUCUACAGUGCGGGUAUAACGGGAACAUUUACAACCGGCUGGUGUCUGUUUACCCCGCAGAGAUCCAUGUUGAUCACGGAGCGAGCCCUGAGCCCUACCUGUUUGGGGUGUUUUCUAAGGCGGACAGAAAGUCUGCUCUGUGUGCUUUCAAGUUUGGAGAGAUUGAGGAGGAGAUCCGACAAGGCCGAAGGAACUGCUCCAACUCUCCCAGCAGUGACGUCCAGGUGCUGGACAGUGUCAUCCAGGGCUCCGGAGCAGCCUGCAUUCAGAAAGGGAACCUGGUGUUGCAGCCCGAGCAGCUGGACUGCGGUGCGGCCCACCUGCAGCACCCUCUGGCCCUACGGAGGUCCCUGAGAGCCAUUCCCCUCUUUGAAUACUCGGGACUCAGUUCAGUGUCAGUGGACAAUGUGCACAACCACACUGUGGUUUUUCUGGGAACCAGUAAUGGACGACUACGUAAGCUGACCCUCUUGCCAAACAUGACGUCGGCCAGUCAGUGGACGCUGAAGCUUCCGGCCAGCGAGGCAGUUGACCAUAUCAUGACAUUCGAUCCCAGUGACAGCAACUUCCUUUACGUCAUGACGUCUCACCAUAUGCUGAGAGUGAAAGUGGCUGAAUGUGACCAGUGGAGGAGCUGCAGUGACUGUCUGGGAGCGGGCGACGCCCACUGUGGCUGGUGCACGCUGGAGAACAGAUGUACCAUCCAGAAGGAGUGUGCUCGGGGGCUUUUGGCACGCUCUUGGAUCAGCCUGGGUGAAGGCCCCCAGCAGUGCCCAUCAAUCACCCUGACACCCUCAGAGAUCAGCAUCUCUGCAGACAUCAAGGUUGUCGGCAUUCUAAUAAAUGGCAGCGUUCCCGAUCUGAUUGGCUCCCGAGUGGAGUGCGAGUAUGGCCCAGGGCUUUCUACUGUUGCCACACUGCACCUGGACUACGGCCCGGCUCAGAUCCAGACCUGUCCCCUGCUCUCUCGGGAACUCUACCAACCAAUCCUUCCUGGCAAGGAUCACCUGACUGUUUCUGUGGCAAUAAAAGUCAACGGUACAUCUGUGGUAUCUGGGAGCUUCAUCUACUAUGACUGUGAAAGGACUGGAGCAAUACACCCCAAGAUGUCAUGCACGAGGUGUCUGAGUUCCAGUUGGAAGUGUUACUGGGACCAAGAGAACCACCUGUGUGUUUCCAAUAAAGACGAUUCAAAGCACAACCUGCUCGAGAAUGCAACUUCCUGUCCCAGCCUGGUCCCUUUAGAGGUUCCGCCAUCACCGUCAGGAAUGGCCCAAGACUUCACCCUAUUGCUGAGCAACAUCCAGGAGGGAAAGAAAUUGGAGUGUGACUUUGGAACAGAGCAACGAUAUGAGGCAGUCUGGCUGAACAACACGACUGUCAAGUGCAGUGGGGUGACACUGUUCACUAACCAGAAGAGUCAAGUUUACCACCUCAGUCUGAGAAGAAAAGAACGCUUUAGCAGAGAGAGGGAGGAUAUGUUCAUUGACAGCCCUCAGCCUGUAAGAGUGGAGGUGUACAACUGUGGCGUGGGUAGUUGGGACUGCUCUCAGUGCUGGGGCCGCGAGGCUCAGCAGCACCUCUGUGGCUGGUGUGAAAAUGGCUGCAGGCCGAGGGGUGAAUGUCAGUCAAUCGGAGACUCGUGUCCCGCUCCUGAGAUCCACAAGAUCUUGCCCCUGAGGGGUCCUGUUGAAGGAGGCACAUUGCUGACAGUACAAGGCAAGAACCUGGGCCAGAGGGCUGAUGCAGUGGAGGUCUUUAUAGGCAGCGUGCCAUGUGAUCUACUACCUAAUCGCUAUACUGUCUCCGUGGAGCUAGUGUGUCGCACUGGGAGGUCUGAGUCUGAGAGUACAGAUAUUGUCCGUGUGCAUGUGGAUCAGAGCAGGACCGGGUCAUCAAAGGAGAGCUUCUCAUACUUGGUCCCAGUGCUGCAGUCCAUGGAGCCAAGCAAAGGCCCUCGUUCUGGAGGAACCAAAGUGACCAUCAGGGGGAAACAUCUGGACAUUGGCUCUCAGGUUAUAGUCAAGGUCAACAACACGCUGGAAUGCAGCAUUAAGGAGCAAACAGAACAGAUGAUUGAAUGCAUCAUGCCUCCAGCCUUACAUGCACAUAUAGAGCCGGUGGACGUGUGUGUGGAGUUUGAGGACCGUCCCUGUCAGGACUUGGAUCUUAGUGCCACAUUCAUGUAUGAAAGGAACCCCAUUAUCAGCUCCAUCCACCCGAAAAAGAGUUUCCUCAGUGGGGGCAGGAUCAUCACUGUGACAGGUCAGCGUUUUGAUCUGGUGCAGAGUGUGACCAUGCAGCUGCUGGAAAUUGGAGAAUCACAGUGUACAGUGUUCUCCCCCACCACCAUUACCUGUCCGUCCCCAGCGUCCAGUCAGUCCCAGGAGACCUCUGUGCAGUUCAUCCUGAAUGAAAUCCCUUACACUGGGGAUAGCCCAUUAUCCUCUGAUUACGAGCCAGAGGAAGAGGAGGAGGAACCUCACAAAAGUCACUUCCUGUUGGAAUAUGUAGAAGACCCUCAAUUCUUCACCGCCAACAAGGAAAAGCUUAUUAAACACCAUUUGGGAGAGCCUCUAACACUCAUCAUCAAUAAAGUUCCAAGCGAUCUGGAGUUGGUGCCGGAGGAAUACUCGGUGAUGAUUGGCUCCUAUCCUUGUAAUAUCAGCUUCCAUAAUGACCAGCUGUUCCACUGCACCAUUAAUGGACUACUGAGAUCAAGCGAAAGCGAGCUGCCUGUCACUGUGCAAGUGGGGAACUUUCAUCACACUAUCGCCAAAGUGCAGCUCGGCGGCAGUGAGCUGGCCAUCGUGGUUUCCAUUGUGGUGUGCUGUGUGCUGUUACUGCUGUGCACAGUGGCGCUUGUGGUGUACUGCACCAAGAGCCGAAGGGCGGAGCGCUACUGGCAGAAAACGCUUCUGCAAAUGGAGGAGAUGGAGUCCCAAAUCCGAGAGGAGAUUCGGAAAGGGUUUGCAGAGCUUCAAACAGACAUGACAGAUCUGACCAAGGAGCUAAAUCGUAGCCAGGGCAUCCCCUUUUUGGAGUACAAACAGUUUGUCACACGCACGUUCUUCCCCAAGAUGUGCUCCGAUUACGAGAAGAGUCUGGUCCAGCCCACCUAUGAGAACCAUUCUAUGGGACCUCGAAUAUUGCCAGAGACCCACCCACUGCUGCAGGACUGGCAGGCCACCAACACAACAAGGCCCAACGUGGAGGAGGGCAUCACUAUGUUCUCCACUCUCCUCAAUAAUAAGCACUUCCUGAUUACAUUUGUCCACGCCUUGGAGCAGCAGAAGGACUUUGCUGUGCGAGACAGAUGCAGCCUGGCAUCCUUGCUCACCAUUGCCCUCCAUGGUAAACUUGAGUACUACACCAGCAUCAUGAAAGACUUGUUAGUAGAUCUUAUUGACGCCUCGGCCUCUAAGAACCCCAAACUGAUGCUGCGUCGCACUGAGUCCGUUGUGGAGAAAAUGCUUACCAACUGGAUGUCCAUUUGCAUGUACAGCUACCUCAAGGAGACAGUGGGUGAGCCCUUCUUCCUGCUACUUUGUGCAAUAAAGCAGCAAAUCAACAAGGGCUCCAUAGACGCUAUCACCGGAAAAGCCCGCUACACCCUCAAUGAAGAGUGGCUGCUCCGUGAGAACGUUGAGGCCAAGCCACAGAACAUCAACGUGUGUUUCCAGGGAUGUGGCAUGGACUCACUGUCAGUUAGGGUCAUGAAUACUGACACUAUCUGCCAAGUAAAGGAAAAAAUCAUAGAAGCCUUUUACAAAAACCUGCCUUUCUCUCAGUGGCCUCGAGCAGAGGAUGUAGACCUAGAGUGGUUUGACUCUGGCAGUAAUAGUAAGCUUCUGCAGGACCUGGACAACUCCUCAGUGAUGGAGGACGGCCGAAAGAAACUCAACACGGUCUUCCAUUACCAGAUCCCAGAGGGAGCUUCACUGGCCAUGAGCAUGAAAGACAAGAAAGAGAACACCCUAGGGAGAGUUAAAGACCUGGAUACAGAGAAGUAUGUACACUUGGUCCUACCUCAUGAUGAGUUAAUAGAGACCAAGAAGUCGCACAGGCAGAGCCAUCGGAAGAAAGUCUUGCCUGAAAUUUACUUGACACGGCUGCUGUCCACUAAGGGGACUCUUCAGAAGUUUUUAGAUGACCUCUUUCAAGCCAUCCUCAGCAUCCCUCCGGACCGCCCGCCUCUGGCUGUCAAAUAUUUUUUUGACUUUCUUGAGGAGCAGGCUGACAAACGGGGCAUAACAGACCCAGACACCCUACACAUCUGGAAAACCAAUAGUUUACCUCUGCGUUUCUGGGUGAACAUCCUGAAGAACCCUCAGUUUGUGUUUGACAUUGAUAAGACAGAUCACAUGGACGCCUGUCUAUCUGUCAUCGCUCAGGCCUUCAUCGAUGCCUGCUCCAUUUCUGACCUGCAGCUAGGCAAGGACUCCCCCACCAACAAGCUUUUGUAUGCAAAAGAGAUCCCUGAGUACAAGAAGAGAGUGCAGUGCUACUACCAGCAGAUACAGGAAAUGGCCCCUCUGAGUGAGCAGGAGAUGAAUGCUCACCUGGCUGAGGAGUCAAGAAAGUACAGAAAUGACUUUAACACCAACCUGGCCUUGACAGAAAUCUACAAAUAUGCCAAGAGAUACAGAAACCAGGUGGUGAACGCUCUGGAGGCCAACCCCACGGCUCGUCGCACGCAGUUGCACCACAAGUUCGAGCAGGUCAUUGCUCUAGUGGAGGACAACAUAUACGAGUGCUGCAGUGAAGCCUGAACCCGUCGGCCUUCUCUGCUCGCCAUCUCUGUCUCCUGCUGCCAGCUGCCUUCUUCCUGCCCACCCGGUCACCUGGGAAUGCCAUUAGGGAGUUCUUGUACGCUAGUGUCUUUCCCGCAGACAAAGGUGAAUAGCGGCAGAGCGAGGGGUAUGACGCUUGCCACCCAAGCAUCAUGUCAUAUCUCUACUCAUGACACAAUUCCAGCGUGGCUCGACUAUACUUUAGAAGGAAUGUGUAUGAACUCAGCGCUUUUCCUGGAUGUCUUCACGGUCACUGGGAACUGCAGUACGCCCUGGUGGCAUUCUUAACGCACUGAGCCCUUCUCCGAAGGGAACGAGCCAAUGAUGCACUGUACUGUAAUAUAAUGUCCAUAGCAAUAUUUAUAGAUGUGUUAUAAUGCUUUCAAGUGACCUGUUCAUCAGGAUUAGAAGGACCCCUCUCAUUUCCUAAAGCCUGCAGUGCUCUCAGGUGUGAUUGGUGAAGAUGGACUACUGACCCCCAUUGGGCCUUUGAACAGUAUGACCCAGCUUUACAUGGCAGGGUGAUAACAGGUUGAUGAAGAGGGGAGAGAAGAAUAUUAAAAAAGGACAACUAAGAAAUCAAAUGUUUUAAUGUAGUUCACUGGGAAGAGGUGCAUCAAUAUAGAAGUGUUAAUCGGUGUGCUUGUGAACGAAUGAAUAUCAUGCUCUCUGAUCAAUUUAAAGAGGGAAAUUUGCAUUUAAGAAAAAAAAAAGUGAGCUCAGUAUAAUCAGAGAGACUGUAAUGUGAUGCCAAAUGAUUUGUUUGUGAAAUAAAUGACAGUAUUUAGAAUUUUAAACA
This is a messenger RNA of Menidia menidia (Atlantic silverside), 6965 nucleotides long. NCBI's taxonomy places the organism in Eukaryota, Metazoa, Chordata, Actinopteri, Atheriniformes, Atherinopsidae. The record is from the annotation of a GenBank genome assembly.